Psylliodes chrysocephalus is the source of this 252-nucleotide messenger RNA. Lineage: Eukaryota; Metazoa; Arthropoda; Insecta; Coleoptera; Chrysomelidae. The record is from the annotation of a GenBank genome assembly.
AUGGUGGUAAUAGAUGACGAUAUGGUUUAUUAUCAUUUUGGUCCCAAACCCUUGCCAAUAAAAUGUCCUUACUGCAAAAAAAUGGUGAUUACUGAUGUCGUAGACGUACCAAAUAUAUUUACUUGUAUAUACUCAACUCUGCUAUGUUUAAUUUGUUGUCCUUUAUUUUGGGCGCCAUAUUUCUGUACGCCCUGUAUGACGCAAUACCAUUUCUGUCCAUUUUGUAACAAAUUGUUGGGAGUUUAUCCUUAA